AAGAUACAGGAAGUACUGAAAAGAACAUACCAAUCGAUAAAUGUGAACACUAACAAAGACUAUUUUGUCUGCAUGAAAUGACUGCUAACUUUGCACAACUCUUAGGGGCUGCUAGUUUGAGCUUAUUGGUGGAUCCGGCGGAUGAUUCGAAAUGUGUUUUGGUUCUUGAUUUUGUGUUAGUUAUGAAAUCAACAAAAGAACUUGCUAGAGAACUUGGAUUUCUUCGAAAAAGAUCCGUUUCAAACAGUUUGCUGUCAAACGAAGCAAAAAGUCAAAAUUCUUCAUGUCAACCGUUCUUGUACCUGAUUGUGCUGGACUUUGAGUCAACGUGUUGGAAAGACUGCAAAUAUAAAACACAAGAAAUAAUUGAGUUUCCAUGUGUUCUGCUCAACACAUGGAGUGGACAGAUAGAGAGUGAGUUUCAGUACUAUGUUCAGCCAAGUGAGCACCCCGUUCUGAGUGACUUCUGUAAGCAGCUUACUGGAAUUACACAAGACCAGGUCGAGCAAGGUAUACCGCUGUCUCUGUGCCUGAAGAAGUUUGACCACUGGAUCAGUAGAUUACACAAAGAGAAAGGUGUCACGUUUACUGUGGACAACAGCAAGACAGUCGCAGCCUUGACUACCAUCGUCACCUGGUCAGACUGGGAUCUGGGUGUGUGUCUUCAGUAUGAAUGUCGCAGAAAACAAAUCAGAAAACAACCAGUCUUCAAUAGCUGGAUAGAUCUUCGAGCAACCUAUCGUAAAUUCUACAGUCGGAAGCCACAAGGUCUUAAUGGAGCGUUACAGGAUGUGGGUAUCAAAUUUGAAGGCAGAGAACAUUCAGGUUUGUGUGAUGCGAGAAACACAGCUCGUCUGGCGUGGAGGAUGAUCAAAGAUGGUUGUGUCAUGUCUAUCACCAAGACAAUGAAACUGUCAUCAUGUGGAAGAUCAGAAAUGGUUCCUGCACCUAUAGGGACAGAGAGUGUGUUUUCUAAAACAUCUGUCAGACAGAAUCAUGAGGUGCAAAUCGGCAAAUCAUUAAAUAGGAUACCAACUACAGUGAACGACAGUUUACACGAUCAUGGAACGGAAGCCUUUCAUAUACACUGUGACGGGACAGAACCACCUAAAGCUAAAAUGUGUCGCAUCAAAUCUCCACGGAAACCCAAUGUCAUUGCUGUGGAGUCUUGCCAGAUUUCCGUAGAGAAAUUUGAUAUGAGAAAUAACAAUGUGGACCAAGUUUCGCACACCACCAGUGGUGGAAUUAUGAGAAAUAACAACACUGAAAGUGUUUCACACACUGCUGGUGGUUCAACUGGGGAAAAUAAUUUGGACAGAGUUUCACACACUGCUGGUGGUGUAAUUAUGAGAAAUAACAAUGUGGACCAAGUUUCACACACUGCUGGUGGUGUAAUUAUGAGAAAUAACAAUGUGGACCAAGUUUCACACACUGCUGGUGGUGUAAUUAUGAGAAAUAACAAUGUGGACCAAGUUUCACACACUGCUGGUGGUGUAAUUAUGAGAAAUAACAAUGUGGACCAAGUUUCACACACUGCUGGUGGUGUAAUUAUGAGAAAUAACAACACUGAAAGUGUUUUACACACUGCAGGUGGUUUAACUGGGAAACAUAACAAUGAGAACAGAGCUUCACACACUGUUAUGAAAAACAUGCUGAAACAUAUCUCAACUUCAGAGUCAUCAGAGUUUAUCAGUCCCAUAGUUUUACCUCGCCCUUGUUCACGAACUCCACUACAGACACUUAAAAAUGCCAGCAUAAUACAGACUCCUAUCGUUACUCCAUUGACUUAUAAAUCAAAAUCAUCAGCAGUUACACCACAUAGUGCAUCAAGCACACUGGCCACAAGGCCUGUAUGUACAUUCAAAACACCCAGUCCAGUGACUGCAGCACUAGUUAAUAAAUCGGCAUCUACUACCACAACACCAACACCCCAGAGUGUAAGCAAGACAUGGACCAUGAAGUCGACGCCUCCGCUGUGUAAGUGUGGCAGGAGAUCAAAGAGGAGGCUUGUGCAGUCGCCCGGACCAAACAUCGGCAGAUUCUUCUUCUCAUGCGGACAGGGGCGAGGUUUCGGCAACAGGGACUCGGGAUGUGGAUUCUUCCAGUGGGAGAAGGAGAGCAUUCCCAAGGGCAGACAACUAAGCAGGCUGGGUCAUUCAGUUGGCAAACCAUACACGCCUGUUUUAAAUAUGAACAGACAGUUGUGGAGCGGUGUCAUUCCCGUUUUAGCAAAACGCCAGCUUGGCGUUCAUUCUUCUCAAAAUGCAAAGUGUUUACGGUGACAUUUUGUUGUCUUUUGCAGGACAGUGGUGAUUUAGUACUAGCUCUGAGUGAGCAACACAUUUCGCCAGAUUAUCUCAUAAAAAAACACUUUUCAGUUAUUACAUGAAAUUAUUUCCACAAAUUAAAAUAAAAUUUGCUAAUUGUUUUUAAAA
Messenger RNA from Gigantopelta aegis, 2435 nucleotides. Its product is annotated as ERI1 exoribonuclease 2-like. Gene Ontology annotation, biological process: exonucleolytic trimming to generate mature 3'-end of 5.8S rRNA from tricistronic rRNA transcript (SSU-rRNA, 5.8S rRNA, LSU-rRNA). The coding region runs from base 78 to 2282 and encodes 734 amino acids. Gene Ontology annotation, molecular function: nucleic acid binding; 3'-5'-RNA exonuclease activity; zinc ion binding. The transcript has 9 exons. The record is from RefSeq and is a predicted model, not a curated record. Lineage: Eukaryota; Metazoa; Mollusca; Gastropoda; Neomphalida; Peltospiridae.